AAGUUUGGCACAUGCAAGAAAGAAUAACCCCCACUAAAACAAAUAAUAAUCAUAAUGAUAAAGAAGACCCUCUUUCUCUUCACUUCAUCGUCCUCCUCCAUAUAAUAAUCUCUUGAACACGGCAAAGCAACACCAGCAUCAUCAUCAUCAGUCAUCUCUCUCUCUCUCUCUCUCUCUCCCUCUCUGAUCGCCAACAAUGGGACUCUGCUCCUCCAAAUCCCAGAACAUUCCCAUCUCUUCUUCUUCCUCCCAGUCUCCCCCUCGCAGGAAACCCCACCCACCGUCUAGAGGCCCGCAGCCACAACCACCGCCAAUGCCACCGCAAUGGCAACCACCGAAACCGCCACCUUCGUUCACCGGCCAGCAGCCGCCACCGCCGUCCUCCCAGAUCGGCCCCAUCCUCCGCAAGCCCUACGUGGACAUAAACACCCUGUACAAUCUGGACCGCGAGCUCGGCCGCGGCCAUUUCGGGGUCACCUACCUCUGCACCGAACGCUCAACUGGCCUCCAGUACGCGUGCAAGUCCAUCUCGCGGUGCAAGCUGGUGACCCAGAAGGACAUCGAGGACGUCAGGCGAGAGAUCCUGAUGCUGGAGCACCUGUCAGGGCAGCCCAACAUCAUGGAGUUGAAGGGCGCGUACGAGGACCGGCAGUAUCUGCACCUGGUCAUGGAGCUUUGCUCCGGCGGCGAGCUCUUAGACCGGAUCAUUGCCAAGGGGGCGUACUCGGAACAGGAGGCGGCAAGGAUCGGGCGGCAGGUGGUGAACGUGGUGCACGUGUGCCACUUCAUGGGGGUGAUGCACCGCGACCUCAAGCCCGAGAACUUUCUGCUCGUCAGCAAGCACGAAGACGCCCCUCUCAAGAUCACCGACUUCGGCCUCUCCGUUUUCAUCGAACCAGGGAAGGUGUACAAGGACUCUGUGGGAAGUGCGUACUAUGUUGCGCCGGAAGUAUUGAAUCGAAACUACGGGAAGGAAAUCGACGUCUGGAGCGCAGGUGUCAUCUUAUACAUCCUUCUUUGCGGUUCACCUCCCUUCUGGGCAGAGAAUGAUAAUGGUAUAUUCAAAGCAAUAUUGGAAGGUGACCUGGAUCUAGAAAGCACUCCAUGGCCAUCCAUUUCCUCUUCGGCGAAGGAUCUCAUCACGAAAAUGUUGAUGAGGGAUCCUAAGAAAAGGAUCACCGCCGCAGAGGCCCUCGAACAUCCUUGGCUCCGGGAAGAUGGACUAGCAUUUGAUAAACCUAUUGAUAAUGCUAUCUUGCGAAGGAUCAGGCAAUUUAGAGCGUCGAACAAGCUGAAGAAACUUGCCCUGAAGGUAAUUGCGCAAAACCUCUCGGAAGAAGAAAUCAAGGGCUUGAGACAAAUGUUCAACAACAUGGACACUGACGGAAGUGGUACGAUCACAUUCGAAGAAUUUAGAACAGGAUUGUCUAGGUUGGGAUCGAAGCUCACUGAACCCGAAAUAAGGCAGCUAAUGGAUGCUGCUGAUGUCGAUAAGAAUGGGACCAUCGAUUACACCGAAUUCAUCACUGCCACGAUUAACCGCCACAGGCUUGAGAAGGAAGAUAAUCUGUUCAAGGCUUUCCAAUACUUCGAUAAAGACAGCAGCGGGUUUAUCACGAGAGACGAGCUGAGACACGCUAUGUCACGAUACGGAAUGGAAGACGAAGACACCAUAGACGAGAUCAUCGAGGAUGUCGACACAGACAAAGAUGGGAGAAUCAAUUACGAGGAGUUUGUGGCCAUGAUGAGAAAAGGAACUCAAGAUCAUAAUGGAAACGGGAGAUAGGAGGAAAGGUAGAUGAAUGAUUAUUUGCACUCCUUUUGUACAUUCAUCUCUAUAAUAAGCCUGGACUUCCCAAAUUAUUAUGUUUAAUAAGAUCGUUGAUCAUUGGAGAAUGGGAAUGCAGAAUAAAUAUUUUCCC
Molecule: messenger RNA, 1922 nt
Organism: Syzygium oleosum
Lineage: Eukaryota; Viridiplantae; Streptophyta; Magnoliopsida; Myrtales; Myrtaceae
Product: calcium-dependent protein kinase 29-like
Exons: 8
Coding region: 197-1786 (529 amino acids)
Biological process (GO): protein autophosphorylation; intracellular signal transduction; peptidyl-serine phosphorylation
Cellular component (GO): cytoplasm; nucleus
Molecular function (GO): calcium ion binding; calcium/calmodulin-dependent protein kinase activity; calmodulin binding
Source: RefSeq, a predicted model, not a curated record